CCAAGCCCCACCCCUCCCGCCCUUCUGCCCGCGCCUGCGCGGACCGGCCGGCCAGGCCCCACCAGCCAUGGUGAACCUGGGCCUGUCCCGGGUGGACGACGCCGUAGCAGCCAAGCACCCGGGGCUGGGCGAGUAUGCCGCCUGCCAGUCGAGCGCCUUCGUGAAGGGCAUUGUCAGCUUUGUCACAGGCACCGGCGGGGCCUUGGGCCUGCAGAUGUUCAUGCAGAGGAAGCUGAAGUACCCCUUCCAGUGGAACGUCCUGGUGGCCGUGGUCGCAGGCUCCGUGGCCAGCUACUGGGUGACCCGCGUGGAGACCCAGAAGUGCAGCGAUCUCUGGCUCUUCCUGGAGACGGGGAAGCUCCCCGCAGACAUGGGCGCAGCAGGCACUUCCUGGAGAAGGAGUGGGUGCAGCAGAUGGAACUUGGAGCCCUUGAUUGGGAAGAGCGGGGAGAAGCUGGGAGACAAAUGUCACCUUAGUGCCCACACGGCUGACACUGGGGCUCCGCCAGGCAGCUCCUGGCACUGAACCCCAGGAUUGGACACGCCCGCCGGCCCUGGAAGGAGGGAGCCCUCUCCAUUGGGGGGGGGGGGGUUCUGUUUCCCUGCCACGAGGAGCAGACCACAAGGUGUACAGCCAGCAGCACCUGGUCCCGAGACGAGGGGCAGGACAUGGCCAUGCCCACCCGCCCGUCGUCCCAAACACACGUGUCCGAUGAAGUCCCUGCUCUCCAGAGGCGGAGGGAGCCCCUGAGCUCUGUCCUCGCAGAAGGGAAGCUCACGAGUGGGCAAGACUAGCCACCUCCCCACCCAACAGGAAGAGGCUGGGGUUCUGUCAACUCCGGGCAAGUCCAUGGUCCCCUGCGGUUGGCUUCCCAGUUUGGGCCGUGGGUGGGUACCCCAGAGUCCCCGCCGGGGCCCCCAAGCUGCUGGAGGUGACUGGCUCUUCAGAGGAGUGGGUUCCCACUAAAAGCCCCGGGAGGGGGCUGUGUUCCAGGCAUCCCUGCCUCCGGGGAUGGGGCCCCAGGCACUAAAACGCGCACUGACCACACCGCUCCAGCCACAUCAGCCCCUGUGCCUCUCGUCCCGGCCGGUCGUUCUAAAGAAGACCUACUCAGCACCUACUAUGCGCCACAACUCGUGGUGGGAAGGCAAUGAAGGAAGCCCAAGGUAACCAUGGCAGAGUCUCCUUCCUGUAAAAGUCCAAGUGGGUGGCCUGGAGCUGACGGUCAGGGGCCGGGGCCCCUUUAGUCCAUUCCCUGCUGCAGUGGCCUCUAUUCCAAAUCCGCCUCAUGGCCCCAGGCAGCUGCGCCAGCUCCAGCCAUCGCGGCUUCGUCCCCGUCAACAGGAAGGAAGAGAGCAGCUCACUCGCCGUGCUGCUCGCACUGUGCCGGCCAGAACGAAGUCCUGCACACCUGUGCAAAGGCACCCAGGGGGGGGCAGCCAUGCGCCCCGCUAAAGUUCUAUCUCUGAGCGAGAAGGGAGAACCAUUGGGGGACAGUAGGCAGGCUCUGCCUCAGGCUGGCUGGGAGCCUUCCAUCUCCCCAAGGGUAACUCCUGGCUGAGAGGGAGGGCAGAGGGCAGGGGGUUUAGACCUGACUGGACCCACUUUUAAAACUGAGAGUGGCCAGAAAGGUCAAGGACCUGCGUGAGAGGUCCUGGAGGAAGAUGGGGCGUGACAAGGGGCGGAGACCAUUGUUGGGGCUGAACUGAGCCCCCCACAUUCACACAGUGCAGCCCUAACCCCAGGGCCUCAGAACACAAUGCAUUUGUAGAUCGGACCUCGAAGAAGGGGAGGAAGUUAAAACGAGGGUGGGCCCUAGCUGGUUUGGCUCAGUGGAUAGAGCGUCACCCUGUGGACCGAAGGGUCCCGGGUUCAAAUCCGGUCAAGGGCACGUACCUCGGUUGCAGGCUCCUCCCCGGCCCAGGCCCUGGUCAAGGGCACGUGCAGGAGACAACCAAUCGAUAUGUUUCACAUCAAUAUUUCUCUCUUGUCUUUCCCUCUCGGCCUGUAUGGGAGGCAACCAAUCGAAGUUUCCUCCUCCCUUCCACUCUCUCUAAAACCAAUGGAAAAAUAUCCUCGGGUGACGAUUAAAAAUCCUGUAUAAUAAAACCCUAAUAUGCAAACCGACGGAACGGCAGAACAACUGGUCACUAUGACACACACUGACCACCUGGGGGCAGACGCUCAAUGCAGGAGCUGCCACCGAUGGUCAGUGCAUUCCCACAGGGGGAGCGCCACGCAGCCAGAAGCCGGGCUCAUGGCUGGCAAGCGCAGUGGUGGCGGCGGGAGCGACAAGCAGAGCAGUAAGGAGCAGCAAGCAGGCGGGCAGUAAGGAGCGAGGGGUCCCAGACUGCGAGAGGGUGCAGGCCAGGCUGAGGGACCCCCCUCCCCAGUGCACAAAUUUCGUGCACCGGGCCUCUGGUAAAUAAAUAAUAAAAUGAGGGUGGGCCCUGGUCCCGCCUGACGCGUCCCUUAUAAGAGGAGGAGAUGUGGGCACAGAGCAAAGGCCGUGUGGGGACACGGGGAGGACAGCCACUCAGGACCUGGAGAGAGGCCUCGGGGAGCCAGCCGCCCACCCCUGGGUCUCGGACAUCCAGCCCCCAGGACGUGAGACAAUGAAGGUCUGUUGUCUAAGCUGCUGUCCCUGGUGUUGUUAGGGGCGUCCCAGCGGAGUCCGGCCGGGAAGCUGGGAGAAGGGACAAAGUCGGUGGGUGCCGCCCCUCCUGGGGUCCCAGGCCGUCCAGUGCUUGGGGCACGCGGCUCUAGGGGAAGCUUGGGCUGGGGGUGCAGAGCUGGGGGCUGACCCUUCCUGGAGUGACAUCUAACGCUAGACUCAGGCCCCAGCCGGUAUGGCUCAGUGUGUAAAGCGUCGGCCCGCAGACUUAAGGGACCUGGGUUCCAUUCCUGCAAGGACAUGUACCUCGGUUGCAGGCUGGGUCCCCGCCCAGCCCUGCUCGGGCCUGUAUGGGAGGCAACCAAUCGAUGUUUCUCUCCCCCUCCUCCCUUC
Molecule: messenger RNA, 3008 nt
Organism: Eptesicus fuscus (big brown bat)
Lineage: Eukaryota; Metazoa; Chordata; Mammalia; Chiroptera; Vespertilionidae
Gene: TMEM141
Product: transmembrane protein 141
Exons: 6
Coding region: 68-526 (152 amino acids)
Source: RefSeq, a predicted model, not a curated record